Molecule: messenger RNA, 213 nt
Organism: Knipowitschia caucasica
Lineage: Eukaryota; Metazoa; Chordata; Actinopteri; Gobiiformes; Gobiidae
Source: the annotation of a GenBank genome assembly
AUGAGCUGUGUUACCCUGACCUCAGAGCGAGUUGAAGUGCGGGAACCCAGAAAGAAGAAAGUUCGCAUGCAGCAGAGUCGUCCUCUGACGAGGAUUCACCCCCUUUCACCCCGACGAGCAGAGCACCUAAGCGAGCCCGUCCGUCUACGUCCAGGGGCCGUGGACUGGGUCGGGGUCGGCGUGCCCCGAGAGGCCGAAGUGCUGGCAACGUAG